AUGUGGUGGUGGCUGCUGGGUAUAUUGAGCUGUGUGCUGCUGGCAUUGAUCGUCAUCUUCUUCUUGACCACCGGGCAACGCCACAAGGUGUUCAGCGAGAAGUGCCUAAGGCCACCAGGACCAUUGGUCACUGAUAGCAAACAGAGGGAUGAAAGGCUGAAGAAAGGAUUUCGUGUGGACCGUGUUCCCCCUGCUCUGGAUGCUGUGGUGAUUGGCAGCGGUAUUGGAGGUCUAUCAGCAGCAGCGCUUUUGUCCAAAGCUGGGAAAAGAGUUUUAGUUCUGGAGCAACAUGAUCAGGCUGGAGGCUGCACACACACUUUCGAGAAUAAGGGAUUUGAGUUUGAUGUGGGAAUCCAUUACCUGGGCCAGCUUCAUGAGAACAGCCUGCUGAAGGUUUGCCUGGAUCAGAUCACUGAGGGACAGCUGCAGUUCACACGACUGGAGCAGCACUUUGAUACACUGGUCUUGGGUCAGCCUGGACAGGGCAGGGAGUACCAUAUUCAUGCAGGGAAGACUGAGAUGGCAGAUAGCCUGAAGAAACAGUUCCCAGAGGAGGAGGAGGCCAUUGAUGAGUUCAUGAGAUUGAUGAAGCUUGCUUCUCGGCGGACGCCACUUAUCGCCACACUGAAGCUCAUACCAUACUGGCUGGUUAACUUCCUGAUUCGGACUGGCCUAUUAUAUCGCAUAUCUUCAGUGUUCCAGCUAGCAACAACCAAUCAUUCAGAAAUAAUGUCCAGACUCACCCAGAACAAGGACCUGCAGGCACUAUCGGCCUAUCUGUUCUAUGGUGUGCCUCCUAAAGAGUCCAGCUUCCUCAUCAACGCUCUCCUUCUUCACCACUACAAGCGUGGUGCGUACUACCCACGAGGGGGCGCCAGUGAGUUUGCGUUUCACAUCAUCCCUGUUAUUCAGCAGGCAGGCGGUGCUGUACUGGUCAGGGCUCCUGUACAACGCAUCCUGCUCAACCAGCAAGGGAAGACCUAUGGUGUGACAGUGCUUAAAGGAAAAGAAGAGAUUGAGGUCCAUGCUCCUGUUGUUAUUUCCAAUGCUGGGAUCUUCAACACCUUCCAGAAGUUUCUGCCUAAGCAUAUACAAGACCAACCAGAGAUCCACUCACUGUUGGGAAUGGUGCGCCAUGGUAUGGGUUCCUUCUUGGUCUUUGUUGGCCUGGAUGGAACCAAAGAGGAGCUUGGCAUUGUUUCCACCAACUUUUGGAUGUACAAAGACAAUGACUUGGACUCACUAAUGGAGAAAUACUCUUCUCUGAGCAGAGAGGAGGUAUUGGGGAACAUUCCCAUGAUGUUCAUCACAUCUCCAUCUGCCAAAGAUCCCACAUCCAACACCAGACACCCAGGUAAGUCCUGUAUGACUUUGCUAACCAUGGCUCGCUAUGAGUGGUUUGAGGAAUGGGAGGGGACAAAGCUUGGUAAGAGAGGACAGGACUAUGUGGAUAUGAAAAACAGCAUGGCGCAAGAGUUGCUGGACUGGGCACUAACCAUCUUCCCUCAACUGCGAGACAAGGUGGUGAUGGUGGAUGCAGCCACCCCUCUAACCAAUGUCCACUAUUUGGGCGCUCCAAGAGGUGAGAUGUAUGGUGCUGAACACAACUUGGAGCGCUUCAACCCAGAAACCGUUGCAAGGACACGAGCUCAAACACCGAUCGACGGUCUCUACCUAACAGGUCAGGAUGUAUUCUGUAACGGCAUGGCUGGGGCUCUGCAUGGUGGACUGCUCUGUGCCUCGGCUGUCCUCAAUCAGAUCCUCUAUAUUGACCUUCUAGCCCUGAAGAACCGCCUCAAAAACAAAAAAGCCAAUCAUAAGCUGACAUGA
This is a messenger RNA of Scomber japonicus (chub mackerel), 1830 nucleotides long. RefSeq names its product all-trans-retinol 13,14-reductase-like. Bases 1 to 1830 code for a protein of 609 amino acids. Gene Ontology annotation, molecular function: oxidoreductase activity. Lineage: Eukaryota; Metazoa; Chordata; Actinopteri; Scombriformes; Scombridae. The transcript is spliced from 12 exons. The record is from RefSeq and is a predicted model, not a curated record.